UCCACACGUCAUGGUUUAUUUUUCACCAUGCAUUGCUUUCCUUAAAAUAAUAUAUAUGUUGUGCUCGACCGAAGUCUCAAUAUGAAAAUCAAUGAAGACAUCAAGUCUUGUGUUGAUCCUCACCUUUAUCUCAAUGUGCAGCAUUUGCUUCGCACAGAAUUCUCCGAAAGAUUACCUUGACGAGCACAACAAAGCUCGUAAAGAGGUUGGUGUUAAACCACUGAAAUGGAACGAAACCCUUGUGGCCUAUGGACAGAAAUACGUGAACUCGAAGAAAAAAACCUGCGAAUUUGAGCAUUCUAUGGGGCCUUAUGGGGAGAACUUGGCGCAGGGUUAUGGUGAAUUUAGUGGCGUAGACUCGGUGAAAAUGUGGGUGGGAGAGAAGCCGAAUUAUGAUGAGAAGAACAACAAGUGUGUUAAGGAUGAAUGCUUGCAUUACACUCAGGUGGUUUGGAACACGACAGAAAGUGUUGGAUGUGCUAGAACCAAAUGUGACAAUAACUGGAUGUUUAUCAUCUGCAACUAUUACCCUACAGGCAAUUACAUCGGCUCACGACCUUACUAACAUUUUAUACUAACCAACCACUCAUAUAUAUAUAUAUGUAUAUAAUGUAAUAUUAUCAAUUUUUUAUUCUCAAUAAUAUCUUCUAAUUUUUGCUUAGAAAAAAAUUGCUGGUCCGAAA
Messenger RNA from Vigna umbellata (rice bean), 683 nucleotides. RefSeq names its product basic form of pathogenesis-related protein 1-like. The record is from RefSeq and is a predicted model, not a curated record. Gene Ontology annotation, cellular component: extracellular region. Lineage: Eukaryota; Viridiplantae; Streptophyta; Magnoliopsida; Fabales; Fabaceae.